Molecule: messenger RNA, 861 nt
Organism: Ectocarpus sp. CCAP 1310/34
Lineage: Eukaryota; Phaeophyceae; Ectocarpales; Ectocarpaceae
Source: the annotation of a GenBank genome assembly
AUGGUUACCUCGGCGCCGGCUGGUCCCCGUUUGGCGAGGAGGGUAACGGCGACGAAGAGGCCAGGAAAAGGCCGAGAGAAGCCGACGACGACAACUGGCGGGCGGUUUGCCGGUACUGGAGAGGCACCCCCGAAGGCCGCAAUUGAGUUGAACGAACCCCUUUGGUGCUGCGUAGGGGAGUCAUCAUUGUUCAACGGUGGCAGCGGAGAUAUGGGUUGGGUUGUGAACAUUACGUCCGCUGCCCCUCUCUCUCCCCUUGACCGAACUGGCACGGCGAGACGAUAACGAAUGUCUCGGCAUCCAAGAAUUUACAUACAAUCGUCUGCCUAGCUUAUGGGUCGGCACAUGCCUUCCCCACCAAUAGUCUACUGCUUUGCUUACAACGUACCACCUCUACUGCGGUAAGUGCCCGACCGGGAGAACCGAGAACCGGAGCAGAUCAACAUGCUUUUCGCGGUGAAUUCGAUGACGUUUCACCAGCAAAUCGUGCCCUGCAACCGAAAACGCCGCAUAAACCCCCCACAAACCAAUGGUAUAUGACUAUAACAACCAAUAGCCACAAACCAAAGAAGGUGUUGUUAAUUUUGUUAAUCUGUGUCUUGACUAUUUUCUAUGAUCGAGAUGGCACAUCAGCCGCACAUGCUCCGCACAUAUGCAUACCAAACUGAGAAUAUGUUUGUAAACUGAUGGAGAUUGCAUGUGUUAGAACUAAUAGGGUGCGACACACAAAAGCCCGACUACCAACAGUACACAACACCUUUCGCCUGCACCUUCCCAACAUAACAUAAUUGAGACACACAAGACAGCUACCAAACUGAUUUGUUGAGCCUGUUACCCACAGGGGAGAUGUCCUAAUAUGCU